Molecule: messenger RNA, 1608 nt
Organism: Gavialis gangeticus (Gharial)
Lineage: Eukaryota; Metazoa; Chordata; Crocodylia; Gavialidae
Gene: OTOR
Product: otoraplin
Exons: 3
Coding region: 307-696 (129 amino acids)
Biological process (GO): cartilage condensation
Molecular function (GO): protein binding
Source: RefSeq, a predicted model, not a curated record
AAUUUUGCCUGCAGUCAUGUUCAGAAUAUUACACUUAAUGGAAGAUUACAGGAAAACGUAGAAUGUCUGGGUAAUAGAGCAGUUUAUUGAAGCAGUGCUAUAAAGGGGCUUUGGAAAGAAAGGUAAAUACAACCUGAGGAUCCCCUGGAGCCCAUGGUUUCUCUUAAAGCAGUGGAAUGUUGCCCUAAUCUAUUCCCAUUGGUCAGGGAUGUUUUUCCAGAUGGUUAGCUUUUUCCAUAAAAGAUAAGGAUUACUGGACCUGACACACAUUUGUGAGAGAAGUCUCAGAAAGAGCUUUGCAAGAAAAUGGCACCCACUGUUUAUGUAGUCAUACUGUUUUUAUGCCUCGGGUUGAUGUAUCCUGUUGUGACUGGGACUUUUAUGGACAAACUUGCAAGCAAGAAGCUAUGCGCUGAUGAUGACUGUGUCUACACUAUUUCCCUUGCCAGAGCAGAAGAUGAUUACAAUGCACCAGACUGCAGGUUCAUUAAUAUUAAAAAAGGGCAGUUGAUUUAUGUUUAUUCAAAGCUAGUGAAAGAAAAAGGAGCUGGAGAAUUCUGGGCUGGCAGUGUUUACGGUGAGCAGUAUGAAGACCAGAUGGGGACUGUUGGUUACUUCCCUAGCAGUUUAGUCUCGGAGCAGCAUGUCUAUCAAAAAGCAAAUAAAACCAUUCUCACAACGGUAAGGGGUCUGUGAAAGGCCAGCUGGUUCUAUAAAUACACUCAGGUAUGUGAUGCAACUUCAUUAUAACAGCAAAUCAUGGCUGUGGCAGUACAACAAAGGCCUGUUGGCUGUAACAGUAAUGUUACACAGAUGUUUGGGUAUCUGAUCCUGCUGUGUCCUUAGGUGAGUAGUUCCAUUGAAAUCAUAACUUCAACUCUGAUCGUACAAGCAUUUAAGCACUGUUAAAUGCUCCAGAUGGGGCUUGUCAAUGGAAGGACUCCUGUUGACUUGAAUGGCUGUAGGUUCGCACAACGAACUUCAUACAAAGCAUUGCCAGUGUAUAGCAGGAUCUUUAUUGUUCUUGCAAACCAAAGGAAACUUGCUUGCAGCAUAGCAGGAGGUUCUGACCAUUCUGCCUUAACAAGGUAUACAGAGGCCAUCUGUCUUAUACAGUAUUUCUGCUUUGUUGUAGAGUAUUUCUCCUGAUAAGUAGAGUGAGGAGUAUAGAGAUCAGAAUGACUUUUGUCACUUCCUUCAAUAGGAGCAUGAAUAAGCCCCUAACAACUACUCGUGAAAUGUCGCCUUUUUUACAAUUCAAGCAUUUCCAACUUUUUACCAUCAAAGGGGAUUUUUUCCUUAUUUGUUUUAAACUAAGGGCUUUUCUGUUUAGUCAAACCGAAAAAGGAAAGUCCCGGUUAAUUUUAAAGACUUCAUAUAAUCUGCUUCCUCAGUAGUGUUUACUUGCUUAUACAAGGAAGUUAUUGGCACAUCUUUUAAAUGGAAGAUUAAAAAGUGAUUGGAAACAUAUUCAGGUGUUUGUUUUGAAACAGCCAAACUUUUUUUAAACAUUUCUUUCUGUUUUGUUAAAAUCCGAGAACUGUAGCAUUUCAUGAUUUCUAGUUCAUUAUUUUUAGCUCUAUUAAAUACCUGAAAUCUGCUUAUACA